Molecule: messenger RNA, 396 nt
Organism: Lactuca virosa
Lineage: Eukaryota; Viridiplantae; Streptophyta; Magnoliopsida; Asterales; Asteraceae
Source: the annotation of a GenBank genome assembly
AUGAGUCAACCGAUGAAAGAAAUUGAAUGGAUAAAAAUCAUAUGGGUUCCCAUAUAUUUGAGGGCUGAGGAAAACUAUACCACAAUCGCAAGCAAUUUCAGUAAGGUUCUACAAGUUGACGGACAUAAUUGGGGUAACAUAAAUCUUUCUUAUGGCACAACUUGUAUUCUUCCAACUGAAAUCACUCGGAUCAAUGGGUCACUGACAUAUGUAGAUGUCGAUUCCACUCAAAACAACUCCGAUUCUGGGUCAGGUGAUGACGAGGACUCUGAGGGGAUCUCUAACACCUGGGAGAACAAUCUUGUAGAGGACGAAUUGGAGGAGGGAGAAAUCGAACAAGAUGAAGUCAACAAGAACCAUAUGAUUACCGAAAAAUUUCACCGGAUAAAACAAUAG